Messenger RNA from Effrenium voratum, 1801 nucleotides. NCBI's taxonomy places the organism in Eukaryota, Dinophyceae, Suessiales, Symbiodiniaceae. The record is from the annotation of a GenBank genome assembly.
CAAGCGAGGCUCAAGCUCGACCGACCGGAUCUGACCGGUCACCGACGGUCUCCGACGGUAUCCGACGGUAUCCGACUGGAUCGGAGAGGCCCGGCCCGAGCACUCGCGCCUCCCGUGCCAUGCCGAAGCCAACGGUGGGAAAAAGGAAAGCGACGACUGGUGCAGCCAACCGCGGCAAGAAGAAGGGCCAGGGUGCAUUGCGACCAGGCUCUGCCUUGAAGCACUCCAAUGCCUCAUCCAAGCCGGGAAGAACCACACCCAAGGGGGAAACGCGUGUCCGCAAAGCGGGCUCCCACAUGCGCAGCGAGAGCACCAUUAAGCGGCUUCAGCUCUACAACUCCAAGCCAGACAGGCAGCGAAUGAAGGAGCAGUCGUUGAAGCCGGUGCGCAUCCAGCCGGACCGGCGCUGGUUUGGCAAUACCCGCGUCAUUGCGCAGCAGAAGAUGCAGGCCUUCAGGGAGACCAUCGCUAAAGGGGUGGAGGAUCCUUUCUCUGUGGUACUCAAGAGCUCGAAACUGCCCAUGUCCCUGCUCCGCGAAACCGAGAAAGCCUCCCGGAUGGAUCUCCUUUCCGUGGCUCCGUACAAGGAGGUCUUCAGCAAGAAGCGCCAGCAGAAGCGAGCCAAAAUCGCUGCGACGGACCUGGAAAGCCUACGAGAGGCUGCGGACAAAAAAGCGGAGGGCUACGGCACAGACGCGGCGGCCCUGGUGGAUGCCGCAGGCAUGGAGAAGACCGAGGACUUCUCGGGCCACGCCGGAGAGGAGAUCUUCAACAAGGGCACGUCGCGAAGAAUCUGGGCAGAGCUCUACAAGGUGGUGGAUGCGUCAGACGUGUUGGUCUUUGUGCUUGACGCGCGCGAUCCCAUGGGAACCCGCUGUCAGCAGCUGGAGCGCGAGCUGCGCAGCCGACAGAAGCACGUGGUGCUGUUGGUGAACAAAGUCGACUUGGUGCCGACCUGGGCCACCAGGCGAUGGAUCCAGGAGCUCAUGAAAGAGUUCCCCACCUUGGCGUUCCAUGCCUCGAUCACCAAUCCUUUUGGAAAGAACUCCUUGCUGAACUUGCUGCGCCAGUUUGGGAAUCUUCUCAAGGAGAAGAAACACGUGACCAUUGGCAUGAUUGGCUACCCCAACGUGGGUAAGUCAUCGGUGAUCAAUACAUUGAAGAGGAAAAAGGUAUGCAAGGCAGCACCGGUUCCUGGAGAGACUCGAGUGUGGCAGUACAUUGCUCUCACAAAGAGACUUUACUUGCUCGACUGUCCGGGUAUCGUGCCCCCCUCUGCAAGCGACUUCGAAGCCGACUGCGCCAAAGUCCUGAAAGGAGUCGUACGAGCAGAGCGCUUGAAGACUCCCUCUGACUACAUCCACGAGGUGCUCUCGCGAGUCAAGAAGCCAUAUCUGCUGCAACGAUACCGUCUCUCACCUGAGACGUCUUGGAAGGAUAGCGAGGAGUUCCUGACUAUCCUAGGGAAGAAGAUGGGCAAGCUCGUCAAAGGUGGAGAAGCAGAUAUCGACACUGCGGCGCGUAUUGUGCUUUAUGACUGGCAGCGUGGGAGGAUACCGUACUUCACGGCGCCCCCAGAGGAUGACCCGGCCAGUUCGGACGCGAAGCCGGAAGGAGAGAUGGCGAUUUGUCUCAGAUCCCCUGCGUUCACGUCUUUGAUGAGGAGGACCGCCGUGGUGAAGCAUCCGAGCUGUUGCAGAGUUUGGCCUUUGAGUGAAAUCCGCAUCUGUUUCACAGUCUCACGGCUGCCCACCAUUAGCCAGCCGAGUUCAAUAUUUCGCGCUUCGCAACUGCGCAAGUC